Molecule: messenger RNA, 1218 nt
Organism: Spizellomyces punctatus DAOM BR117
Lineage: Eukaryota; Fungi; Chytridiomycota; Chytridiomycetes; Spizellomycetales; Spizellomycetaceae
Product: protein-transporting protein BCP1
Exons: 5
Coding region: 124-993 (289 amino acids)
Cellular component (GO): nucleus
Source: RefSeq, a predicted model, not a curated record
CAGCAACCAUGUUCCAACAGGCUCUUUGCUACCAGCUGGAGAUCACUAGCAAAUUCAGACCUGUAUUUAAGAUUGUUACCAGUAGAUCCUUUGGCAUUCCUCAGUCUGACUGAAGAAAGAACGAUGGACGACAAAAAGGGCAUAAAAAGAAAAAAUGAGGAAGCGGAGACUAUAGAGAAUGUGGACUCAGCUUCAGGGGAAGAAGACCUCGACCAGGAUACUGUUGACGUUGAUUUCGAAUUCUUCGAUCCCAAACCGAUAGAUUUUCACGGUCUCAAAUCACUUCUCCGCCAAACCUUUUCCAAUGACGCUGAGUUGAUAAAUAUAUCAUCUCUGGCCGACAUCAUAAUAUCACAACCCGCCGUCGGUUCUACAGUCAAAGUUGACGACGAGCAGGACCCGUACGCACUCAUGACUGUUAUCAAUCUCGAUAUGCAUAAGGAUAAGGACUGCGUGAAGGAAAUAAAAGGAUGGCUGUUGGAUAAAUCAAAGAAGAAUGAUGCCGUGCAUGGACGAAUGGUGCAGAUCGUGGAGAAGGCGGGAUUGAUCUUUAACGAGCGGUUGAUCAACAUGCCUCCGCAAAUUGUCCCGCCGAUGCUGAAGAUGUUACUUGAAGAGAUGGAAUGGGCUGUUGAAGAUGGUGAACCGUUUCGAUUUGAAUACUAUAUAUAUAUCUCCAAGGUCUACAAGGAGAUAGAGUCCACAUUGGCCGAGGAGGAUGGAGUGGUCAUUGAAAGUUCAAAGAAGGGAAAGAAGAAAAGGGCAAAGACGAGCACGGAAACGAGUACCUUCUAUUUUCAACCUGAGGAUGAAAUCAUCCAAGAGCACGCCGAGUUUUCAUUUGAUUUCAAGUUUGCAAAGGAAGCUCAGUCAUCCGAUUCCCGUCGAGCCUUUCAAGAGUAUGGGAUCGACCCAUUGAGAAGAGUAUUUGUCAUCAAGGCAGAAAAGAUGAAAGCCGUUCUGGAGCAAUUCGAGAGCAUACUUAGUGCAUAGCGACGGAAGGAUGUGCUGCUGCAGGUGAAUAUCCUACAGGAUAGUCCACUAUUGUACAUAGUCAACAUGUUUCUAGAGCUGGGUUUCAGUUUUCUGCUGACCCACUAUCUAUUGACCGGCAAAAAACAUGAUAAUGAUGAAUCUCGGGGAUAGUUUUGCGAUGUGGUGGGUUCACAAAAUGAAUGAAUUCGUGACCGGGCAUGCGCUCCUUCAACAAGGCUUCCG